Molecule: messenger RNA, 2409 nt
Organism: Nanorana parkeri
Lineage: Eukaryota; Metazoa; Chordata; Amphibia; Anura; Dicroglossidae
Product: NEDD4-like E3 ubiquitin-protein ligase WWP2
Exons: 22
Biological process (GO): ubiquitin-dependent protein catabolic process; protein K63-linked ubiquitination; regulation of monoatomic ion transmembrane transport
Molecular function (GO): ubiquitin protein ligase activity; protein binding
Source: RefSeq, a predicted model, not a curated record
UGCCGAGGGUCACAUGACCGAAAGUGCAGGAGGCGGAAGUGGAGAAGGGGAUCCAGUCAUGGCAACUGCAAGCUCCGGACAGGCUAACAAUGGUCAGAAAUUACACCUUAAUCUCAAAGUGAAGAACACCCCGAUGCGGCUCAGCAUUCAGGCAGAACACAGAGGCAGCGCAGAGUCCAGUGGAAAGAGGAGCACAGAGCAGGACGAGGCCUGCGCAGACCCGGGACCGGCUCCUGAGGAUGAAACAUCGGAUGGCGAGAUGAUAUUCGAGAAUGGUCACUUCGCUCUAGACAAAGUCAGGGAUUGCAACUCUCAUUCUCAAAAUGCCGAGAACAACUCAUCAGCCAAAGCACAGAAUGGCUCCAGCGAUAUCACUUUACUGGUGAAUGGGGAUCAUUCCCACGCACCACCCACCAUAGAUGUAAUCUCUACAGGUGGCACAUUAUCCACUAGUGUGACCAGCUCUACGCCCUCGCCAGGGUCAGGCUUACCUCCUGUGACCAAUGGGGAGUCCUCCGGAGCUGAGUCAUUGCAAUCCACUUCAGCCACUCCAUCUUCAGACGGCUUGCCGGCGGGAUGGGAACAGAGAAUGCUGAGCAACGGACGUGUUUAUUACGUAGACCAUAACACAAAGACCACCACGUGGGAACGACCUCUGCCGCCUGGAUGGGAAAAGCGGGUGGACAGUCGAGGGCGAUACUACUACGUCGACCACAACACUCGCACCACGACGUGGCAGAGACCUACGGCCGAAUACGUCCGCAACUACGAGCAAUGGCAGUCUCAGAGGAACCAGUUGCAGGGGGCAAUGCAGCAGCUGAGUCAGCGCUACCUGUACCAGUCCCCGGCUGGCGCACCAGACGCCGAUCCUCUUGGACAACUACCGAAUGGAUGGGAAAAGCGACAGGACAAUGGGAGAGUCUAUUACGUGAACCACAACACAAGGACCACACAAUGGGAAGAUCCACGCACUCAGGGUAUGAUUCAGGAGCCAGCGCUGCCUCCAGGAUGGGAAAUGAAGUACACCAGCGAGGGAGUUCGCUACUUUGUGGAUCACAAUUCUCGUACCACAACAUUUAAGGAUCCCAGGCCUGGCUUUGACUCAGGGGUUAAACCUGGAGGUUCACCUGGAGCCUAUGACCGAAGCAGAAGCUUCCGCUGGAAAUAUCAUCAGUUCAGGUUCCUGUGCCAUUCAAACACCCUCCCCAGUCAUGUGAAGAUCAGUGUAUCACGACAGACCUUGUUUGAAGACUCCUUCCAGCAGAUCAUGAACAUGAAGCCCUACGAUCUCCGCCGUAGGCUUUACAUCAUUAUGCGCGGUGAAGAAGGUUUGGACUAUGGCGGCAUUGCUAGAGAGUGGUUCUUUUUACUGUCCCAUGAGGUUCUGAAUCCCAUGUACUGCCUGUUUGAAUACGCGGGGAAAAAUAACUACUGCCUGCAGAUAAACCCGGCCUCGUCCAUCAACCCAGACCACCUGACCUACUUCCGCUUCAUCGGCCGCUUCAUCGCAAUGGCUCUGUACCAUGGCAAGUUCAUAGACACUGGAUUUACUCUGCCUUUCUACAAGAGGAUGCUGAACAAGAAACCAACGCUGCAAGACCUGGAGUCCAUUGACCCGGAGUUCUACAAUUCCGUUAUUUGGAUCAAGGAGAAUAAUCUGGAGGAAUGUGACCUGGAGCUAUACUUUGUUCAGGACAUGGAGAUAUUAGGAGAAGUGACCUCCCAUAAGCUGAAAGAGGGUGGGGAAAACAUCCGCGUGACAGAGGAGAAUAAAGAAGAAUUUAUCACACUCCUUACAGACUGGAGAUUUAUGCGUGGGGUGGAGGAGCAGACUAACGCGUUUCUGGAUGGUUUCAAUGAAGUCGUCCCCCUCGAAUGGCUGCGAUACUUUGACGAGAAGGAGCUGGAGCUCAUGCUGUGCGGUAUGCAGGAGAUCGAUCUGAAUGACUGGCAGAAGAAUACAAUCUACCGGCACUACACAAAAAACAGCAAGCAGGUCCAGUGGUUUUGGCAGGUGGUGAAGGAAAUGGACAAUGAGAAGUUAUAAUUAUUAUUUUUUUUUCCACCUCCAAAUCAGCUCUGACCUUUCUGGCUGUGUCUUGCAGGAAGUAAUGGACACCAGAAGUUCUGCAUUGAUAAAGUUGGCAAAGAUACCUGGCUGCCACGGAGUCACACCUGCUUCAACAGACUGGACCUGCCUCCUUACAAAAGCUACGAACAGCUGAAAGAAAAGCUCUUUUUUGCCAUUGAGGAAACGGAAGGGUUUGGCCAAGAAUAACAGCUCUGGGCUGCAGUGGCAGACGGAGGAGACAGAUUCUUCCCUGGCACCAGGUUCCUUAUAACAGAUCACAAGGCCCAGUGUGGAAGCAGAACACGGCUGUCGCAUGGUUAGAGGCUGCAGCUGUGAGA